Debaryomyces tyrocola is the source of this 1338-nucleotide messenger RNA. NCBI's taxonomy places the organism in Eukaryota, Fungi, Ascomycota, Pichiomycetes, Serinales, Debaryomycetaceae. The record is from the annotation of a GenBank genome assembly.
AUGGGUUCUAAGGGUUCAAAAAAGGUCAAAAUCAAUGACCAAAAGGUUAAGGAUGAAGAAGUAAAACAUGCGGAGGUUACUGAAGAAGAGAAGCAGCCGGAAAUUCCUAAACCAACUAAGAAUGUGCAAUUUCGUAUCAUGGUAGGGUCUUACGAACACAACUUAUUGUGUUUAUCUGUCCUUUUUAAUAAAUCUCAGCCGGUCUUUCAACCAGUAUUUCAUUUUCAAGCACAUUCGCUCUCGAUUAAAUCAAUUGAUUUAGCAAAGAGGUAUUUGGUAACUGGAUCAAAUGAUGAGCAUAUCAGAAUAUACGAUUUACAAAAGAGAAAAGAAUUAGGUACCUUGUUGAGUCACCAGGGGACUGUGACCACGUUAAAGUUCUCCAACGAAGGUAUUUCAGACGAAUCACAGAAACACGAGUCAACUGAUAAGUCUGGUAAAUGGCUCUUGUCUGGGUCUGAAGACGGAAAAAUUAUAAUAUGGAGAACUAAAGACUGGGAGACUUUCAGUACUUUAAAAGGUCAUCAGGGUCGUGUUAAUGAUUUGGCUAUUCAUCCAUCAGGCCGUGUUGCUAUUUCGGUCUCACAAGAUCAAACUAUCAGGUUAUGGAAUUUAAUGACUGCUAAAAAAGCAGCCGUUUUGAAAAUCAAGGGUAGAGAUCAUUUGGGACAAUGUGGUGAAUACGUAAGGUGGUCACAGGAUGGUAAAUACUUCAUGGUAGGUUUAUUAAACCAAUUAUUAGUCUACGAAACUGCGAAUGCUAAAAUCAUUAAAAAGAUCAAGUUCGAUUCGACUUUGAUGUGUAUGGAAGACUUGUCUAUAGAAGGAAAGGAAUGGUUUGUUACAGGUCAUAGUAACGGAUGCAUUGACUUCUUUGAUUUCAAUGAGCAAUUGACUACACAAAGAGAACCAGAAGCUGACGAAAAAAAGAUCUGGGAAGCCAAACCUGAAAGCAUUUCACCAGUUUUUACAUUAAGAGGUCAUACUAAUCGUAUUAAGGAUUUAUCAUUGAUCCAUCAUCCAGUUGAAACAAAUGAUAUUCCGUAUUUAGUAUCAGUCUCGUCCGAUGGUAAGAUUGUUAUAUGGGACGUAUCAGAAUCUGUUAGAGAUCAAGUGGCUAUUUAUGAUAGUGGUGAAAGAUUAAACUGUGUGGUAACAUGUCCUGAGACUGUUGAAAAAUCCUCGACUAUGAAAAGACGUUACAAUGAGAUUCCAGAAAAAGACGAUGCGGAAUCAGAGUACGAAACAGACGGUGAAGAAAUCAAGAAGGUCAUGUUGAAGGGUAAGAAGAAGGGAAAGAAAAAUAAGAAGACAAAGGUCAGUGUUACCUUAGAGUAG